This is a messenger RNA of Saccostrea echinata, 1118 nucleotides long. RefSeq names its product mucin-3B-like. The coding region runs from base 122 to 655 and encodes 177 amino acids. Lineage: Eukaryota; Metazoa; Mollusca; Bivalvia; Ostreida; Ostreidae. The transcript is spliced from 5 exons. The record is from RefSeq and is a predicted model, not a curated record.
AGCUCACAACUGAUGCUAAUUCUCGUAAUCGCUUGUUCUGCAAUGGCUGCCCUUUUUCAACACAAACCCCUGAAGAAACAUUCCUUUGGAAAAGGCAAGUCUAACAUAGAGAGAAAACAGAAUGGCAUCAGCUUUACCUGUAUCUUGUCCACCACCAUUGUUUGACUGUGACAUUAGGGAACCCGCCGAAUUUCCUAUUCCUUUUGAGUCAACAUUGUUUACUAGAAAUACCUGUCUCUUGUCCAAUGCCAUCACCAUCAUCACCACCAUGACCAUCACCAACAUCAUGACCAUCACCGACAUCAUGACCAACACCAACAUCAUGACCAUCACCGACAUCAUGACCAACACCAACAUCAUCAUCACCCUCAUGACCAGCACCAUCACCACCAUGACCACCAACACCAUCACCACCAUGACCACCAACACCAUCACCACCAUGACCACCAACACCAUCACCACCAACACCAUCACUACCAUCACCACCAACACCAUUACCACCAUGACCAUGACUUCCAUAACCAAGUCCAUCUACAUGCCCAUCAUCACCACCAUCAUUACCAUGUUCAUCAUCACAAUCACUUGUCAUUCGGAAAUACCUUUCUCUUGUCCAAUGCCAUCAUCAUCAUCACCACCAUCAUCACCAUGCCUUUGACCACCAUUAUCGUCACCAUCAUCAUCACCAAGUCCAUCAUCACCACCAUCAUCACCAUGCCCAUCAUCACCGUCAUAAUUUGUCAUUUGGGUAAUCUGUGACUUUACAGAUUCUGCAUUACAUAAGAUUAGGCAAUCUUUAAAAUAAUGUCUGUUUGCCCUCUCCCAACUCAGGGUAAGAAAUUGGGUCAGUAAGUAGGUGAGAAAAUUUUUUUCCCCUAGAAGACUUAAACAUACAUAUGGACAGGAUGAACAAAUCCAGGAAUAAAAAAAAUAUAUAUCGUUUCCUAGAGGUAAAAAAUAGUUCUAAGUCAAGUCGUCUUUAGUCAGUCGGUUGGGAGAGGGCAAACAAACAAUUUUUUAAGAAUGGCCUUGUAAGAUAUAUGAUGAUAAUCUGACAAGGAACCUAUCUGUACUGGUAUUUAACUAUUUAAUUGAUAUGUUAAUUUAUAGGAGAUAUUAAU